Messenger RNA from Vigna radiata var. radiata (mung bean), 3059 nucleotides. Its product is annotated as probable LRR receptor-like serine/threonine-protein kinase At1g06840. The transcript has 21 exons. Bases 85 to 2928 code for a protein of 947 amino acids. The record is from RefSeq and is a predicted model, not a curated record. Gene Ontology annotation, biological process: protein phosphorylation. Gene Ontology annotation, molecular function: protein kinase activity; ATP binding; protein binding. NCBI's taxonomy places the organism in Eukaryota, Viridiplantae, Streptophyta, Magnoliopsida, Fabales, Fabaceae.
AGUUAUAACAAACAUUUUUCAUUUGACCUGUCGAUGUGUUCUUCCAGCAAGAGCUUUACGAUCUGUUUCCCGUUCUAAGCUGAGAUGUAUCUUUGGAAAGGUUGUAAGUUUGAAGAAGUUGUUCUGCUGAGUUUGUGUUUAUACUGCUACUUUUUAUUCGCUACUGCUUUGAUCACUGAUCCCACUGAAGUUGAGGCGUUAAGAAUCAUAAAAGUAAGUUUGAUCGAUAUUAAUGGAAAUUUGAGCAACUGGGAUGGUGGAGAUCCAUGUACAUCUAACUGGACAGGAGUCAUGUGCUCCGAUACAACAUUAGUCGAUGGCUAUCUACAUGUUAAACAACUGCAUUUACUGAACAUGAACUUGUCUGGAAAUUUGGCACCAGAGAUUGGCCGCUUAUCUUAUCUGGAAGUGUUGGACUUUAUGUGGAAUGACAUAACUGGGAGUAUACCAAAGGAAAUUGGCUUUAUCAAUCCUUUGAAACUGUUACUCCUAAAUGGAAAUCAAUUAACUGGUGAGUUGCCAGAAGAACUUGGCUUUCUUCCAUUCCUGAUUCGAUUGCAAAUAGAUCAGAACAAUAUCACAGGACCUAUACCUUUAUCAUUUGCAAAACUGAACACCACUGUACAUUUUCACAUGAACAACAAUUCACUUAGUGGGCAAAUACCACCACAACUUUCCAGCUUAGGAAGCCUUCUUCACCUUCUUCUUGACAACAACAACUUUACAGGAGAUCUUCCCUCUGAGCUCUCUCAGAUGCCAAGCUUAAAGAUUCUUCAACUUGAUAACAACAACUUUGGUGGAAAUAGCAUUCCAAGCUCUUAUGCAAACAUGUCAAAAUUGAUAAAACUGAGUCUUAGGAACUGCAACUUGCAAGGACCAAUCCCUGAUUUGAGCACGAUACCACGCCUUACGUAUCUUGACCUCAGUUUGAAUCAGCUGAAUGAAUCAAUUCCAACUAAUAAGCUUUCAGACAAUAUCACAACCCUUGAUUUAUCAAACAAUAAUCUUAUUGGAACUAUUCCAUCCUACUUUUCUGAUCUUCCACGUCUUCAAAAGCUGUCAAUUGCAAACAAUUUACUGAACGGAAGUGUUCCUUCUACCAUUUGGCAGGACAGGACUUUAAAUGGAUCAGAAAUGCUUCGCUUGGACAUGCAAAAUAAUCAACUUACAAGCAUAUCAGGAAGUACAAAUCUUCCUCCAAAUGUCACCCUCUGGCUUGAGGGAAAUCCUAUGUGCUCAAAUAAUAACACCUUAGCUCAGUUCUGUGGAUCUAAAAGUGAUAGUAGCGUCAAUGGUAACUUCAGUGUUAGCUGUCCCACCCAAGCAUGCCCCCCUCCCUAUGAAUAUACUGUGGACUGUUUCUGUGCUGCCCCCUUGGUUGUUAACUAUCGAUUAAAAAGUCCAGGAUUUUCAGAUUUCCGCACUUACAUGAAUGCAUUUCAGAGCAUGAUGUCAAGGGGUCUUAAAAUACGUAUUGAUCAGUUCUAUAUUCAAAAAUUUGAAUGGGAAGAAGGUCCUCGUUUGGGAAUGCACUUGAAGCUUUUUCCUUUGUAUGUUGAUAAUAACAGCUCUCAUGUUUUCAAUACAAGUGAGGUUCUUCGGCUCAGAAACUCGUUCUUAGACUUUGAUCUUCCAACCAAUGAUUUGUUCGGACCUUUUGAGCUUCUAGACUUCAUUCUGCUGGAUCCUUACAGGGAUGUGAUUGUUACCUCUCCAAGUUCAGGGAUCAGCAAAGGAGCACUGGCUGGAAUAGUCUUGGGUGCAAUUGCCUUUGUAGUUACUUUUUCUGCAAUUGUUACUAUUCUCGUUCUGAGAAUACGUUUGAGAGAUCAUCCUACACCUUCCAAACGGGCAAAAGCAUCUAGGAUCCCAAUAAAAAUUGAAGGUAUAAGAUCAUUUAACUACGAAGACAUGGCUGGCGCUACGAACAAUUUUAGUGACUCAGCUCGAAUUGGACAAGGUGGGUAUGGGAGGGUUUUCAAAGGUCUUCUUCCUGAUGGCACUGUUGUUGCCAUAAAGCGUGCACAGGAGGGUUCCCUGCAGGGUGAGAAGGAGUUUCUUACAGAAAUAGAAUUGCUAUCAAGGCUACAUCACCGCAACCUUGUCUCUCUGAUUGGAUACUGCGAUGAAAAGGGUGAACAGAUUUUGGUUUAUGAGUACAUGCCAAACGGAACGCUAAAGGAUCACCUCUCGAUUUAUUCAGAAAAACCUCUUAGUUUUUCAAUGAGGUUGAAGAUUGCUCUAGGAUCAGCUAAAGGUCUUCUGUAUCUACACACGGAAGUAGAUCCUCCAAUAUUCCACCGAGAUGUCAAGGCCACCAAUAUAUUAUUGGACUCCAAGUUCACUGCGAAAGUUGCUGACUUCGGACUUUCACGACUUGCCCCUGUCCAAGAUACAGAAGGAAACGUGCCUGGUCACGUAUCUACUGUUGUAAUGGGGACUCCGGGUUAUAUCGAUCCAGAGUACUUCUUAACUCACAAAUUGACUGACAAGAGUGAUGUUUAUAGUCUUGGUGUUGUAUUUCUAGAACUUGUGACUGGGAGGCCAGCAAUCUUUCAUGGCGAAAAUAUUAUUAGACAGGUUAUUAUGGCAUACGAAUCUGGUGGAUUGUUUUCAGUUAUUGAUAAACGGAUUGGGUCUUAUCCUUCAGAAUACGUGGAGAAGUUUGUGACGUUGGCCUUAAAGUGUUGCAAAGAUGCACCAGACGAGCGACCUAAAAUGGCAGAAGUGGUUAGAGAGAUCGAAAACAUGUGUUCAAUGUUACCAGAGACGAACGAUGUGGAAGCAGAGCAUGGGAGAAGUGGUUAUGGAAGAAUAAUAUCCAGUUCACAACCUUCAUCAUCGACUAGCAGGACUCCUUUUGUUUCAGAAGAUGUGUCUGGUAGUGACCUUGUCAGUGGAAAGAUACCCACCAUUAGGCCUAGAUAAAACUUCAAAAUCAUCAGCUAUCUUCAACAAUGAACCCAUCACAUGUACUAUAUAUCACAGUCAUAUUUUUGUUGAUGUUUUUCUGUAUUACCUAUUUUAAGGUUAAUUGACAGUGAACUGUUUGCAAGGAA